GUUGCACUCGGGUCGCGCAAGCGUGUGCUCGCUACGAUGAUCGUUUUUAAAAUCGAAAGUUAUUCAUAAGCUCACUAUUUAACGUAAACAAUACCAUAGUCUUUAUGUAAAUAAUGAUUCAUUUAGUUUUGCAACUGACCUGAAAUUAACCGUGUGUGAUAUAGUUUCUAUAAAAGGUAUCCAAAUAUAAUUACUCCGUAGGUGUGAGAAAUUGAGACUGAUAUGCUCUAGUUUAAGAUUUGCAGCUGUCUUCGAUUUUCACACAUGUGAUGAGUGGCGGCGUAGAGACUGGGUCUACUCGCCCACGCCCUCUAUCCGGAGGAUUCUGGACGCUCCUCUCAUGGCUGCGCGGUGAGGAUCACUUGACAUCCAGCGAGAGUAUUUCCAGCGUCGGCUCUGACAGCACCGCUGUCAGUUUUGCAUUUUUAGCACCGGCAUAUUAUCACGCUGGUGCAGCGCCUCUGGUAUUACCGCCACCAGGGCCUCCCACUGAUUCAUACAAAAAAAGAGUACGAGAACGAAAUUUAAGGCGACAGUACGACAGAGAUAUAACACUUCAUCGUAAAUACGGUUUGUUGAGAGGCGAGAGUGCCGUGAAUUUCGACGUGCAUACUCUGCCAUCACCUCGAAGGGUCGCCACUGUAAACGACAGGAAAGAUAGAGACCGCAGAGCUGCGAGCGAGUGCCUACAGCGGAGAACUGCCCACGUACCAGGCAAACGACGUGCCCCGCCUCCUCCUACACGAACGACAAUUGCAUCGAAUAUUGUAAUCCAUUCCGGCACCACUAACCGACGUCACUCAAGAAAGCGUCCUGCACCUAAACCUCCUAUUCAAGUUACGGAAAAAUCUAAAGAGAACGAUAAUAUUGUUUUUUAUAACAAUAACAAAAUUAACAUGAACCCAUCAUCUAGCCCAGAUGUAAAUCCGUUGUCCAGUUUGGGCUUAGAUUGUAAACAUGAAAAAUAUAUUAAGAAGGAAGUUCAUUUAAAGGAUAAAGUAAAAGUGAGGACAGAGAAAAGCUUUUUGAAACAAAUUUUUGAAAAUAAGAAAAGAAAUUCAAGUGUUGACAAACCUUUGAUAAAAAUAUUACCCAGCAUAAGUGAACUAGAUAAACAAGCUGCUGAAAUCAUCGAAACUUCUAGGGCAAAAAACAAAACUCAAAGAAAUCAGCAUAAUUAUAAAUCUGAAGACAGUAUUUGGUAUUGUAUGAAGUGUUCGAAAAAAUAUGAUAAAUCUAUGGACUUUUGUUUAAUAUGCAAAAUUAAAAAAGACGUGUCGUGCACACCUGGAGCCAGGGAUGCAAGAAAAAAUGCAACAAUUUAUACACAAACGGAACAACAAUCUAUUAGUCCAUGUAUAAUUAAAAAUAAGGAGAUGGAGGAAAAACAAAAGUUAAAAGAAAUGUUGAAAGAAAUGAAAGAUUCUCUUCCAAAACGAACCAAAUCUGAUGAUUUAUCAAAAGAUAAUAAAAUCCAAAGCAAGUCAAAUUUGCCCCUUACUCCUAGUAAUAAAAUAGUACUGUCACUGGAAACUCCUACAUUACCAAUAGGAUACAGCAAUGAAAGAAACAAAGAAUCUAUAAUCGAACCAAGUGUUUCUAAUCAGUCUUCCAAAAGUAAUUUUAGUGAUAACCUAAAAUUAAAUGAAAUUAAUAUACAACGUGUAUCGAAAGUUGAUGAAACAAGGACUGAAAAUAGGAAGGCGCUCGAUACACCACUGAAAAUUUCUUCUUUAUUGAAUCCUAUAUACAUACCGAAACUGAAUAGUUCACACCAAGAACGAUCGGAAAAAAUUCUUCCAUCAUUAGAAGUUAAACCUAUGCUUGAAAAGAAAGAACCACCUCCAACCGACCAAAUAUACAUAAGAGCAGCAGAUGCUGUCCGUGAAAUACUGUUAAAUACAGCAGCCAUUCAAUCACCAAAGCCAUCAUCGCAUGUUCCUAAACAUGUCCAAGAAAGCACAAAUAAAUUUGGUACUGAUAAUGUACAAAAUACUUCUAGUGUCGGUAUUAAGAAUCUAUCGAAUGUUGAGAAACACCAAUUUAUAAACACUGAAAUGAAUGACAUAGAAAAAUUAAACAAUCACUCCAGACGCAGAAAUCUAGUCAACCAAUUAGAAAAGUCAAUAGCAAAUGGAGAUGAAGGCGCUGCUGCUGAAGCAGCCAAGCAAUUAGCUCAGUUGCGCUUAUCCUGUUCCGUGCUAUCAUUUUCAUCACAAAUUUUACAAAAUAAAGAAAGUCCUCCGCAAAUUAUAUUGAAAAAUAAAAAUAUGCCUAAUGCGAACAAUAAGGAAAAUCAUCUUUCAUUGCUAUCCAAAGAAAGUUUAGGUAAAUCAGUCGCACUUCCAUCUAAACGGCUUACAGAAAAUAAAAAAACUUUAGAAAGUCAUGAUGCUUCAACUUCCACGAAUAAUAUUCCAAUAAAAAAAAAUAAGAUACUUACAAAAGUUGAAACGGAAACGAAAAAUCAGUCUUAUAAGGUUAAAGAACGUCCAAAUGAUGUAAAAAAUGAAGCUAUCCCCACCAUUGCCGUUGCAGCGAUCAGUCAUGAUGUCAGUCGUAACUCUUUACCAAAAUCUGAUAUUGAAUUUGUCCAAAACAAAAAUUAUAAAAAAGAUACUAGUAGAUCUGAACCCGACGCGCAGCCUUCAACUUCCAAAGAAAAGAAAGAUGAAGACAACUUUAAAUCGAUUUCUGUGUGGAUAGAAGACAAAGAUAAGGCUCAUGGACCCAUCCGCAUGCGGAUCGCAGGUAAUGCCGUCGUUGGCGAGUUGCGACGCCAAGCGGAGAUAAUAUUAGGUCUUCCGAUGCGCCUGCAGCGCUGGAUUGUUGGCAAAGAGCUGUGCAAUAACGACGAAACCACUCUCGUAUCGCUUGCUGGGCUGAAUCUUGAUGCACCAUUCUAUCUUUGUGUAGUGGAAAGUGAUAAAAAUAUACAAAACCACAUUCGCGAUUUAUGUCAAGUUGAAAAUGAAAAAAGUACUAAGAAUGCUAAUGGAGAAGAAUCAGGGGGCGUUUAUAAUGAAUUAGUAAAAUUGGAACAACAAGCUCUUGUUCCUAAUGCUGAAGCUUUCGAAUGUGAAAUUUGUAUGGAACAAUGUGGAGCUGGUAACGGAAUUGUGUUACGCGAAUGCGUCCAUUCUUUUUGUAGACAAUGCCUGAUAGAUGUUAUACGCCACUGUGAAGAACCAGCAGUAUCAUGCCCUGCUAUGGGAUGCCGUGGCUUGUUACACGAACGAGAAAUACGGGCACUGGUUAGUCCUGAGGAGUACCAAAAAUGGUUAGAUCGAGGGUUAGCAGCGGCUGAGAGUGGAACUAGAAAUGCAUUUCAUUGCCGAACACGAGAUUGUACGGGCUGGGCCCUUUGUGAGACUGGCGCUCGACACUUCCCCUGCCCCGUUUGCAAGCACGUGAAUUGUGUGCCUUGUCAGGCUAUACAUGAAGGUGAAACUUGCGAGGUGUAUCGAACGAAACUGAAAGAAGCGGCCGUUGACACAACAGCCCAAACAGACGAAGGGACACAGGCAUUAAUCCAGUCAUUGAUAAAUCGCGGUGAAGCUUUACAAUGUCCAGAGUGUAAUGCAGUUAUUACUAAGAAGUGGGGCUGUGACUGGGUGAAAUGUUCUGCGUGUAAGACGGAGAUAUGUUGGGUGACGCGCGGCCGGCGCUGGGGCCCCGGCGGCCGCGGCGAUACCAGCGGUGGUUGCAAGUGUGGCGUCGACGGCAAAAGAUGUCAUCCUUCUUGCGGUUAUUGUCAUUAAAAUAUAUUUAUUAUUGUGAUGUGAUAGGAAUCAGCUUUAUUUAAUUUCGAUCACAAUUUUUAUCAAAUCUUAACUCGUACUUUUGAAACAUAGACUCAAUACUUACUCAAUGUCAAUUAGUUUAUUUAAUAACCACGCAAUCGCAAAUCGCUCGAUCGCGAUUGCAGUCAAGAGUAAGCUAAGCAUGUAAGUAAGGAAUCAAGCUAACCAUCCUAAUGUAGUUAUGCUUGUGUAUAUUGUGUUAACGCACGCAAUAGACGUUAUCUAUUUAUUUCGUUAAAAGUUAUAAGUAUUGUCACACAGGUUUUGAAUAGCAUGACAAAUAAGGGUCUAAUAAGCCAAGAAUUCAUUACAAUAUCCAAGAGGGCGCUGCAGUAUGCGUAUGUAACUACUGAAAGGCAAUUUUUCAAUUUCGUUUAUGUCACAGACAUUGUAAAUAGAAAAAGUAGUAUCAUAACUAUGUAAAAAGUUACCUGUUACCUAUUCAUUUAAAUCCACUUUCUGGUAGCAGUAUUUUAAAGUUGUGUGGAUAAUUAUUAAAACUAAUCUGAUGAAUAAGAUAUUGAUUUAAGAAAAUGUUUUCAAGUGGUUGUUGUAGGUUAGGUGUUUAGGGGUAACAGGGACACUAUGAUCAAGGAAUCCUUAGACAAAGAAUUUACUGUAGUACAGGCUAUGGCUUAUGGCUUGGUAGGUCAGUCUAUAUUAGAAUCUAAGAGAAAAAAAUUUUAUAACACAUUAAAUUUGCAUUCACAAUGAUAAAUUAAAAAGAAUUCUUUUGGCUGUUUGGUGGAUAUCUGAAAAUUUAUGAAAAUACGUGGCUAGUAGCACCGAAAAGAAUGAGUACUUGAGAAGUUCAAUGAUUUCUUCUAGCUAUUAUAGCUAUUCGAGACCCAUACUGAUGGGUCUUGAAUAGCUUAAUGGUAAAGAGCAGUCACCCAGAUUGUGAAAAGUUAAGAUGGGCUAUCUAAGAGUCCCAUCUUGGAGUACCUGGGACUGGUGAACUUUUAAGUAUUUUUGAUAUAAUACUUGUUGAUAGAACAAAGAACAUUAUGAUUAAUGAAAGUUGCUUUAAAAAUCCACUGUCCCUGACACUCAGGAAAUAGGGACUCGAACCCAUGAUUUUCCACAAUCUAAUAUAUACAUAAUACUAUGAUGUUUUUACAGUACUAGAUUUUGUCUAUUUGCUUUAUAUAUGCCCCAAAUCAACUUAAAUAUAAAUAGAUAAUUCUUCAUCUACCUAUGUAUUUAGCAUUAUAUGAAUAAUAAAGAAAAAUAUGGGUC
Messenger RNA from Diatraea saccharalis (sugarcane borer), 5042 nucleotides. Lineage: Eukaryota; Metazoa; Arthropoda; Insecta; Lepidoptera; Crambidae. The record is from the annotation of a GenBank genome assembly.